Messenger RNA from Camelus dromedarius (Arabian camel), 1315 nucleotides. RefSeq names its product carboxypeptidase B1 (gene CPB1). Gene Ontology annotation, biological process: proteolysis. The transcript has 11 exons. Gene Ontology annotation, molecular function: zinc ion binding; metallocarboxypeptidase activity. Lineage: Eukaryota; Metazoa; Chordata; Mammalia; Artiodactyla; Camelidae. The coding region runs from base 1 to 1254 and encodes 417 amino acids. The record is from RefSeq and is a predicted model, not a curated record.
AUGCUGGCAUUCCUGAUUCUCGUAACCGUGACCCUAGCAUCUGCUCACCAUUCUGGUGAGCAUUUUGAAGGUGAUAAGGUGUUCCGUGUCAAUGUUGAAGAUGAAAAUCACAUCAACUUACUCCGUGAGUUGACCAGCAUCAGGCAGAUUGACUUCUGGAAACCAGAUUCUGUCAUACAAGUCAAUACUCACACUACAGUUGACUUCCAUGUUAAAGCAGAAGAUAUUUUCACUGUGGAAGACUUUCUGAAGCAAAAUGAACUACAAUAUGAGGUAUUGAUAAGCAACCUGGGAUCUGUGCUGGAGGCUCAGCUUGACAGCAGAGUGUACGCAACUGGACACAGUUACGAGAAGUACAACGACUGGGAAACGAUAGAGGCUUGGACUCAACAAAUCACCAGUGAAAAUCCAGACCUCGUCUCUCGCAGUGUCAUCGGAACCACAUUUUCAGGAAACAAUAUAUACCUCCUCAAGGUUGGCACAUCUGGGUCAAAUAAGCCUGCCAUUUUCAUGGACUGUGGUUUCCAUGCCAGAGAGUGGAUUUCCCCUGCAUUUUGCCAGUGGUUUGUGAGAGAGGCUGUUGGCACCUAUGGAAGUGAGAGCCACAUGACAGAACUUCUCGACAAGCUAGACUUUUAUGUCUUGCCUGUGCUCAAUAUUGAUGGCUACAUCUACACCUGGACCAAGAACCGAAUGUGGAGAAAGACCCGCUCCACCAAUGCUGGAACUACCUGCAUUGGCACAGACCCCAACAGAAAUUUUGAUGCUCGUUGGUGCUCAAUUGGAGCCUCUCAAAACCCCUGUGAUGAAACUUACUGUGGAUCUACUGCAGAGUCUGAAAAAGAGACCAAGGCCCUGGCUGAUUUCAUCCGUGACAACCUCUCUUCCAUCAAAGCAUACCUGACAAUCCACUCAUACUCCCAGAUGAUGCUCUACCCUUACUCCUACAGUUAUGCACUCCCGAAGGACAACAAGGAGUUGAAUACCCUGGCCAAAGCUGCCGUGGAAGAACUUGCCACCCUGCAUGGCACCAAGUACACAUAUGGCCCAGGAGCUUCAACAAUCUACCCUGCUGCUGGGGGCUCUGAUGACUGGGCUUAUGACCUAGGAAUCAAAUACUCCUUCACCUUUGAACUCCGAGACAAAGGGAGAUAUGGCUUUGCCCUCCCUGAAUCCCAGAUCCAGGCAACCUGUGAGGAGACAAUGCUGGCGAUCAACCAUGUUACCAGCUAUGUCCUGGAACAUCUGUACUAGUCCAGAGUGCUAAGAGCCUUAUUUCUAAAUGUUCACUCUUUCUUUCUUUUCUACCCUGAAC